Molecule: messenger RNA, 810 nt
Organism: Lactuca sativa (garden lettuce)
Lineage: Eukaryota; Viridiplantae; Streptophyta; Magnoliopsida; Asterales; Asteraceae
Source: RefSeq, a predicted model, not a curated record
AUGACAAAGAGUACAAUCAAAAAGCUUAUAGGAUUGCCUAUUCAUCAGUCAGAAGAAAAGAAACAUUCUACAGUGAAAGAUUCAAAAAAUGGAUCAUCGGAAAAUGAUAAGGACAUGUCAAAGGCAUUGGUUGUUGUGGAAAACAAAGAAGAAGGAGAUGCAUAUAAUGACAAAAUUCAUGCAAAAGUACCAACAAGGAAAAGAAAACAAAUAGCAAUAAAGAAGAGUGGAAAAAAGAUCCAAGAAACAAGAAGAAGAACGAGGAAAAGAAAAACAAGCACAAAGCAAGAAGAUAGCACAGAAAAAUAUAACACAAAAGAUGAAAUUGAAGCAAAACUAAGAAAGAAAAUAGGGAGAAAGAAGAAAAUUAAAGAAGAUGGUGAUAUCAUUGAAGAUGAAAUUGAAGCAAAACCAACAAAGAAAAGAGGGAGAAAGAAGAAAAUUAAGGAAGAUGUUGAUAGUACAGAAGAUGAAAUAGAAGCAAAACCAACAAAGAAAAGAAGGAGAAAGAAGAAAAUUAAAGAAGAUUUUGAAAGUAAAGAAGAUGAAAUUGAAGGUAAAAAAAGAGGUAGAAAGAAGAAAGAUAAACAAGAUGAUGAUAAUGAUGAUGAAAACUUCCCACCAUUGAGAACAAAAGUGACAACAAAAGCAUUAUACACUACUGUUAAAUCUCUAAGCAGGGAACAAAAAGAAUGUUUAGAAAGAUUAGGUUUCAAGGCAAUAUCAGAAACAUCACUUGAUACAAUUCUAUCAGUUCUAGCACAUUUUGUUGUUGAAAGAUAUAAACCUACUUCAGUUGCAUUGAUUUAG